Messenger RNA from Salmo salar (Atlantic salmon), 1279 nucleotides. The record is from RefSeq and is a predicted model, not a curated record. Lineage: Eukaryota; Metazoa; Chordata; Actinopteri; Salmoniformes; Salmonidae.
UGACCGCCAAGUGCGUUUUUACAUGGACGACGUCAAUAUUUUAUGCACCGACCUUUUAUCCGUCGACAGGACCCUGGACAGGACUGACUGGUACGGACGAGCCUCUGGGGCGAGACUGAACAGAGACAAGACAGAGGCCCAAUUUUUCGGACCGUGGGCAGACCCAGACUUGACCAGACUACCACUGACUGUGAAAACGACGGACAUAAGGGUACUCGGGGUAAAGUUUGACAGGGAGGGAGGAGGGAGAGGUAAUUGGAGUGGGAUCCUGGGGACAGUAAGACAGAGACUGGGAUUUUGGGGACUACGACAGCUGACUUUUGAGGGCAAGGUUUUAAUCAUUAAAGCAGUGAUUUUACCUGUGCUUUUAUUAAUCAGUUCUGUUUUUAUCCCCCCUAGGAGAACUCUUUUAGCCCUGGAGCGGAUGCUGUUUUACUUCUUGUGGGGGAGCAAGUGGGAGAGGCUGAGGAGGGAGGUGGUCAAGAGGCCCAGGUCCAAGGGGGGGAAAGGCUUGCCUGACCUCUACUUGUUCCUGGGCAGCCGCUACACAGCGUUACAUCUUACUCUUGCCACCUCCCCGGCCACCAAUAAGACCCAGGCCCUCGCAAGGUUCUGGCUGGGAUCUUACCUCAGGUCUCUGAGGCUGAUCCCAGUCGACCUGCGAGCCCCAGUCUCUUUCCUGCUUCCCACACACUACGCCCAGCUCCAGAAGUUUUUAAGACAUUUUAAAUUGGAAAAAGAAGCAGUCACAGUUUUAACUAAACAUCGCUCUCUUCUCUCUCUUGUGCAGGAUCGGGAACCAGUGUGUCCAGUGCGCGGGCUUGCUAUAGGCGAGCCCACAACGGUUUGGCGUAAUGUGGCCCAUCCUGCUCUCCUGAAUCAGCACCGGGACCUGUCCUGGAUGGUCGCCCAUGAGAUCCUCCCCGGUCAGGGCCGUCAUGCACUCCCGGGGCAUGGCGAGGACAUCCGCGUGCCCCCGACCAGGCUGUGGCCAAGAGGAGUCGCAGGGGAGGACCUAACGCCCCAGCUCGUGCUGUAUGGGGUGGGCCGAAGGCCUAUUCCACCAAAGGCCUUCACCAAGCUCUGGCCCACCCUCACGUGUCUGAAGGCAGCACUGUGGUCCUCCCGCAACCUGCUGGUAGCGAAACAGGUCAACACCACCCCCCAGGCAGUGGCCAUGGUAGCCACAGAAGCCCUGGGGUGGUACAGAAGGAAGGGGGCCUCGACCCCAGGCGAAGGGUCCCCCACAACACCCAAGGUCCCUGCGGCCACGGCCUGA